Messenger RNA from Pleuronectes platessa (European plaice), 3366 nucleotides. Its product is annotated as fibroblast growth factor 14. Gene Ontology annotation, molecular function: growth factor activity; fibroblast growth factor receptor binding. The transcript has 5 exons. NCBI's taxonomy places the organism in Eukaryota, Metazoa, Chordata, Actinopteri, Pleuronectiformes, Pleuronectidae. Gene Ontology annotation, biological process: positive regulation of gene expression; regulation of cell migration; positive regulation of cell population proliferation. The record is from RefSeq and is a predicted model, not a curated record. Bases 345 to 848 code for a protein of 167 amino acids. Gene Ontology annotation, cellular component: cytoplasm.
UUCCACCCAGCUCACCUUGUACCCGGCUGUCAGUCUGGGUGCUGCUCUCCCUGGUGUCUUGUCCUUUCCUGGACUGGCCCGGAUCGGCCCGGGUCCUCAGCUCGCCCCCUUCCAUUCAAACUGGACAAGUAAACCCUCGGAACCAGAGAGAAUAACAACACGACCGGCGAUCGAAUAACAGAGAUCCUCCACCAUUAAUCUGCUUCACACACAGUGAAGCCUGCAGGGGGACUAACACGAUUUCCGACCGGCGCCUUCACAAUAAAACCAGCGCGGAUCUACCAGAACCACAGCUGAAGGGCAUAGUGACGAGGUUGUUCUGCAGACAGGGCUUCUAUCUCCAGAUGGGCCAGGAUGGAAGUAUGGACGGGACCAAAGACGACAGCACCAACUCCUCUCUGUUUAACUUAAUUCCUGUGGGUCUGAGAGUCGUGGCCAUCCAGUCAGUCAAGACUGGCCUCUACAUCGCCAUGAAUGGAGAGGGUCACCUCUAUUCCUCGGAACUGUUUACAGCAGAGUGUAAGUUUAAGGAGUCGGUGUUUGAGAACUACUACGUGAUCUACAGCUCUAUGCUCUACAGACAGAAGGAGUCGGGCCGGGCCUGGUUUCUAGGCCUCAAUAAAGAGGGUCAGGCCAUGAAGGGCAACAGGGUCAAAAAGACCAAACCAGCUGCACACUUCCUGCCUAAACCUAUAGAAGUUGCAAUGUACCGUGAGCCUUCACUGCACGAUGUAGGGGAGGCGGUGCCUAAAGUCGCCGGGGGCCCGCCUUCCAAAAGCACAACCAGCGAACCCGUGGUCAUGAACGGUGGCAAACCAGUCAGCAAACCCAACAAGGAGGCGACAUAACCCCGCCUCCAUUUUCUCGCCCUCUUCUGUCUGACCAAAGGCCGGGGAAAAGCCAGAGACUCGCCCCACUGCUGCGCUCUCAAAAAAAUUGAAUAAUUCAAGCAACAUAAGGUAACAAACACAAACAACAACUCAACUUCUGACUGGUCAGCAGUGGGGCCGCACAUCCCGCCUCCCCUCUGUCCCUACUGGUUGGAUCAGGUUGUUGUGGGCCGGGGGGACAGAGCGCUGCGGCUGGUGGGAAGAGGAGGAAGAAGACGGGCCGCUGCCAGCCAGAUAUUUUGGAACUGGGACAGUGGCAUGCCCUCGUAUUAGAGACUUCUUAAAGGAAAAAGAAAAAAAAUCGUCUUCACCGGUAUUUUUCUGUGACAAUCUAUAAGAUGGAGGCCCCUGUUUCCUCCGCUCGCUGCACUGUUUUCUGUUGCCAGGUUUGCUUGCUCACUAGUGGCUUCACAUACUCAACCGCUAGAAUUCGAUCUUUGAGUAAAGCAGAUUAAAAACUUCAGCAAACAUGUGGCAGGGAGAACAAACACUGAUGAUUCGAUUAAGACUUGGCACAGGUCAUUCGGUAGGAAGCUUACAUUGACAUGUACCUGAAAGUGGCACUGUGCAUUACAUACGAGGCAAACGCACUCGUUAACCUGUCUCUGAUUUUCAUCACUCGCAGUAUAUCUCUUAUUUGAGACCACUUAGCUUAAAGCAUGUUUGCCUUUUCAGCGUUCCUUUAUAAUCUCUCUGUUCGGUGGUUUAUUAUCCCGCACACACAAAGCACUAGUGAUUAUCGAGCUACAUUGUUGAACAGACAAAAAAAAUGUAUUUCAGUUUCUACCUCUCUUGUUUUUUUGGUUUAAUUUCUUCUCUCCCUUGAAUGAAUGAUACGAUUUCCGACACAAGUGUAGCUCCGGAGAUGAUGUGUAGCUGAAAGCAGACAGAGCUCCACAAAGUCCCUGUAGCAACACAGAGAUUACAGGGGGCGUGCUGGCGUCCAAGCAGAACGGUAGCAGUGUUUACAUGGAGUAGCAUAUAUGGUUGAGUGGGAUGGGCCAGAACGUGGUGCCUACGUCUGUUUCCUUCCCAAGUACUUGAAAUUACAGGUAGAAAUGAGGGUAAGAGUUGGCAGGGUAAAUGAAGGUGAUAAAGCCACUAUGUGCAGAUACUUUCCAAGAACUUUCAAAUAAGCACUUGAGGGCUUUAGUGGCCCACUUAGGCUAAGUCCACACGAAUACAUGUUCGGUUUAAAAUGGCGAUUUAGAGCUUAGGAACCAAAACAAGGUGCCCAGCACGAAUGCCCAUCAAUCUGAGAGGUCAUACCCGAUUAACAACGAAGGAAAGAUGAAAACAUGACCUCGUUGGGUCUCGUGUAGUAUUUAAAUAUGUCGUUCAUUGAGGAUGUUGCUCUUGUCUUGACAGUUCGUAAAUGUGCAAAGUGCUUUUCAUUUACAAGCUUGUCAUAUUUUUUGUUUUUAAUCUAAAUCCGAAAAAUAAGUACAGCUGUUGGAUACAUGUAGUGGAGUGAAAAGUUCAAUCUGAAAUGGUGACGUGGGAAGUAGCAGAAAAUGAAAAUAGUUAGAUUACAAGUGCCUCAAAAUGUCCUCAAGUUUGAUACUUGAGGGAAAUGUACGUUUCCAACACCGGUCUCAUGUCUCGGCGUCAGUUUAUCUGAGAGGAUCCGAGCAAACUUGUAAUCAGCUGUGAUCACAAGUAAAAUCAUUUUGGAACUGUGAAAAAUAUAAUUCCCCCGUAGCUAGGUGAUCCAUUUAGCAUUUGAAACGGGGCCUAAGUGGAACAGGUCUGACUGGUGGGCCCUGUCAGAUCUGCUCUUCUUUGUUAUUUGUUUGAUUUAAAUUAGUUUAUGCAUGGUCGGGCUUGCCUCUCUGCAGGACCCUGGAUGAUUAUUUGAAUAACGCUGUAAUCGCAUUAAAAGUCUUCACAUAGUGGCUUUAAAUAAGCCUGCACUAUAAAAACUGUUAAUUUAAAAGUAUAGGAAAUGUGUUUCCUGGAGAAAAACCAUUAAAAAAACAAAUAGCUCUCAUUGAUCACAGGGGCAAAAUGUGGGAUUUGUGUGUGCAACGUGAAGCUAGACAGCAGAAAAUCUAAUGAAAUGGAUUCCCAGGCGUCGUCCCUCUCACUGUGACAGUCAACAUGGCAGCAGUCUGUUCUGGACCUGAAUCCUGUUGGACACCCGGGCCUUUCUGUUUACCCCUCGUUCUCUGACAUCCAGUCUAGAUGGCAAUUAACUCCUCAAAAAGUUUCGCCGGUUGUACCACUGAGGAGAUAAUAAUACUGUGAUCCCACACUUCAUCUUAGUGUCAAUGACAAUGAGGCAGACACAUGCUGAUGAAUGUAUUCAGUAUGAAACAAAAACCCAGCGUCUCUUUUGCUUCCAAAUUUCGGGCGGAGUGAAAUAAUCACCGGCGCAACCAGAAGUACAAAGACACAACGAGACAAAGCAGCCGCCCUUGACAAAAAUCAAGGCUGCGCGAUUAAUCCUCCCGAUUGUUCCCGACAUCAAACAAGC